GUCGCGGUUACUAAGCAACCGCAGAGUCAGUGGAAGUCAACGAGGCGUGCUAUAAACAGCCUCGAUGAUUGGACAAGACACCGAAACGACCAAUCGCCACCGGGUUUCUUCCAAACUGCCGGACUGAGAAUACUGUUUUUGAGGGUUGUAGCAUUAGCAUUAGCGGAGGACAGGAGCAGCACCAGCGAAGCUGCAUGUCUGAAAAAAUGAGCUAUAAACGGAGUAUCGGCGACACGGAGUACCUGAAAAAGAGAAUCCCACAGAAUCCCAAAUAUCAGCAUGUCAGAUCGAGGCUUGACACAGGUUGCAGCUUGACAAAGUACAUGGAAAAGCUGGAGGAGAUAAAGAAAAAUUACAGAUAUAGGAAAGAUGAACUUUUUAAGAGACUUAAGGUGACCACGUUUGCUCAGCUGGUGAUUCAAGUUUCUUCUGUGGCCAAUCUGAAUGAGAGUAUAAUGGAUGAAAUACCUAGACUUGAAGAUGAUGUUUCUGAAAUAGAUCAUCUUAUAGAUCAGAACAACGACUCCCCCCAGCGGACACCUCAACCUGUAAAAUUCAUAGACAACAAUGAAUCAGGCGACACUGGCUUUUCUCCCAGAUCCACACUACAAAGUGUGAUCAGUGGAGUUGGAGAAAUGGAUUUGGAUAAGAAUGGACAGAAGACCAUUAGCCCGACUCCAGUGACCACCCCCAGCUCAGCAGAGCGCCCCUAUAUGGACUGCCCCUACCUGCUGCUGGAUGUAAGGGACAGAGACCAGUAUGAUCAGUGCCACAUCAUCAGUGCACACAGUUACCCUAUUGCAACCCUAUCAAGAACAAUGAAUCCUUACACUAAGGAAGUGCUCGAUUACAAAAACGCCCCUGGAAAGAUCAUUAUCUUAUAUGAUGAAGAUGAAAGGCUGGCCAGUCAGGCAUCCACCACCAUGUGUGAGAGGGGCUUUGAAAAUCUUUUCAUGCUUUCUGGAGGUCUGAAAGUGAUCACGCAGAAGUUUCCAGAAGGAAUGACGACUGGCACUAUUCCCAUCUCUUGCCUUCCAUCUCCAAAGGGCUCUUCAGGACGAAAGUAUUCCACUCGUUGUCAGACAGUGCAGCUCGCAGAGAGAAAGUGGCGUUUCACCUCAGAAGACCUUAACAAGAUCCAGCAUUAUCUGGAUGAAGUGCUCAUACCAAGUGAGACCAGCAGUCGUUUGAGCAGCAGGAUGUCUACUGGCAGUGCCCACUCUAAAGUGUCCAGUGCUCGGAGUAGUCGCCAGGGCUCAGUGAGUUCCAGAGCACAGAGCAGUCGACCCUGGAAAUAAGCCCUGCCUUCAUCAUCGUGAUCUUCAUCACCUCAGCCCAAAAUAAAACACUAUCUAUUCUGAUACUACAUGCAAGACUGUAACAAUUAGUGAUGGGCACCAAACCUUUACAUCUACAUUAUUUAACCUUCAUACUGUCUCCUGUAGACUAGCUGUAGGAAUCAAUUCAGUUAUUACAGACUGAAAUACUUGAUUAUUAUUGAUCACUGAUAAUGUUCUGAUGUUUGAUGCCUGAAAUGAAGACACUGCAUUCAUUCAUUCAUUUAGAUAGAUGUGUUUUAAAAAUCAUAAGACAGUUUCAGUUUACAGUAGAGAUGUUGUAAGUCUAUUCUCACUCUGAUAGAAGCUUAUUUGAACUCUGGAGUGGAUUUCUGCUGAAAUACUCUAAAAUGAAAAGAUUACAGCUUUUGUUUUACUGUCCUUAAUGCUUUAAGGCUUUAAUAAUUUGUAUUUAAAUUGCUUUAUUUCUGAUUGUGCAGGUAUGCUACCUUGCUUUAAAGUGUUUUUCUGGUGCUUUUUGUUAUUUUUACUCUUAGCAUUAAGCAUUCCCCUCCAUCCAGAUGUUACUUAUUUUAGCAGGUCUUAAUAUUCGCAUGUUUAAAUCAAGAGCAAGUUUCAGUCAUUAUCUUCCAUAUCUUGCCUGUAGAGAGCUGUAUAUUAAAACAAACUUACCUCAUAAACACAUACAGCAGCUCGACCUUCCACUGGUGUUGGACUAAAAAAAAUCUUAUCUACCUUAUUCUGCCACGACCACUUUCAAGAGUUUGUUUCUUCUGCAUGUAUUAGAAUAUCUGGUUAGUUCAUAUUAAAUGGCUUGUGGACACUGAUCAUAAAGCUGCUAGCUAUGCUAACCCAACAUUCCAACAGACUAUUUAAGCCUAUUUACAGCAUAGCUAACCAGCUUUCACUCGCAGAUAGGAGUGCUGUGUGGAGUUAGCUUGCUUACGCUUGCUAACUUGUAUCCACUGCCAUCCAGAGAACUGAAGUGCUGUAGCUGUGGAUGAAGGAGCUAAAUUGAAAACAUCCUCCCAAACAUCCAUAUGUCUGCUCUAACCAGACGUUAGCUUUAGAGCUAAUCGACAGGGUGUACCCAGGGGUACAGGGUGUGUGUAGCGGGUAAACCUCACAGCACACCCACUUUACUAAAGCUUCAGAACUUAGAACCUGUUUCUCUGGGUAAGAGCAGACAUAUGGGCGUUUGGUUGAAUGUGUUAAAUUUAGCUACUACAGAUCCAUGGGGCUUAGUAAAAUAUGGAAUCUGGCAAUAGCUUUGUCUACCAAUCUUCAGAGUUAUUUAUAUUUUUAACACAGACUAAAUAACCAUUUGAGUAAUUCUUAAAUAAAUAAUAAAACUCUGAGAUAACGAGAAGCUAAAAUGUAUUAAUUAGCUGACUAGUUAAUUUACCAGCUCCUAUAUAUUACUUCUUCUGUAGGUUUAUUAUCACUGUGGAUGUAAUCUAUAUCAGUGGUCUCCUGCUGCACCGGACAUUCUAACGCCGAGUAAACACAUAUGCCCCUCCUUGUCGUCACGCAGAAUAAGGUGGAUAGAGCACAGCUUAAUUAUUGUUUUGUGUUGCUGAGAGAUGUUAGAAAUUCAGCACUUUUGUGAGCCGUGAUUGGCCCGAUUGAAGGCAGCACCAGAGCAGUGCUUCAGUAUUGCUGCGCCUAACAGCAGUAGUUUGUGAAAACGGAAGAAUAGAUGAAGGAGCCCAAGUGCAUUUACUGUAUCUCUAUUAUAAAAGUGCAUUGAAGAUCUGAGUGAUGGGCCUGCUAGGCCAGUUACUUUGUUUGUUUGUUUGUUUAUUUGCGUGUGUGUGUGUGUGUGUGUGUGUGUCUGGAAGUGAGAGGUUUUCAUUUCUUCUUAACCAAUGAAAAAUGGAAUGUAAACUACCUAGUUUAUUGUUCAUGUAUAUUUAAAGUUAAAUAAAGGAAUAUUUUAUACUUUAAAUACGUUUUAAUCAUUUAUGCCACAUCAUCUGAAUAGAACAUGGAAGACCAAACAAUUUUUUAAUCCUUCCUGACCUGCAUUUGAUAGGCAGUGGUAUCUUGGCACAUAAUAUAAACUUUAAUAUUAAUUGUAAAGUCCAUGUUUUUGUUACUUGGUAUUAUUCAAUGUAUUUACCUUUUUUAAGAUAUGUGUGCCUUUUUAGUUUUACUGUUAACACAGAUAAUAAUAAUAAUAAUAAUAAUAAUAAUAAUAAUAAUAAUAAUAAUAAUAAUAAUAAUAAUAGUAAGAUAUUUAUUUGUAGUGGGAAAACUAGGAAUUUUUAAAAGGUAUUUUGAAACAAGUAACCUUUAAACACAAUACCUACAGUAAAAUUAUCUACAGGAACUCCUUACUCCUUACAAUCCGCCGCGUUCACUCCGCUUCCAAGACGCUGGCCUGUUAUUAGUCCCGCGUAUUAGAAAAAACUAUACAGGAGGAAGAGCGUUCUUUUAUAAAGCUCCCCAACUUUGGAAUAGCCUCCCUAUUAAUUUACGGGACUCAGACACACUCUCAAUCUUUAAAUCUAGACUCAAAACAUUUCUAUUUGCUCAAGCUUUUGAGUAAUGUCUCAUUACAAUUUUCUUCCUCUUACAGCUUAUCCAGCAAAUAUAAACCCUGUCCUAAUCAUCUGCUUUCUCUUUCUCUCCCCAUGUCCUGAGCUGCUGCUACCAGUGCCCAUCCCACUCCAGCAGAGUUUUAUAAAACCAUUCUAACCCCUUUCUCUUCCCUCCCCUCUCUGUUCUCUCUCUCUAUCUUUCUCACAUGUGCUGAGACGCCUGGCCGGCCGGUCUUCCUGGAUGCGUCCGUCUGUGGUUCCAGCUUUCAGGAAUCAGCCCUGUCCUUCUACUCAGAAUUAUUACACAGCCCUUCUAACUUCUGCUUUUUUUUUCUCUUCCUUUCCUUUCUGUUUUCUCUAUCUAUCUCUUUUACAUGUAUGGAGAUGCCCUGUUCCUGAUGUUCCCAGCCUGGCUCUCCACUGCCCGCUGUGUCGUUCUCCGGCUCUGCAACCCUGCACUGAUUACCAUUAACACACUCAGUAUCUGUUUCUGUAUUAGCCAUAGCUCUAUAGUUUGUGCCCAUCACAUUCUUAUAUUCAUAAAUUAGUACCUGUUAUAUUAGCCAUAGUUCACAUUAAUUCUCUGUACUGUUUUUGUUCUGUUAUUUGUUUGUUGUUUGUUUGUACUGAGCGGGUCAACCCGAGUAGGAUGGGUUCCUCGGACUGAGUCUUGGUUCCUUCCAAGGUUUCUUCCUCUUAAAGGGAGUUUUUCCUUGCCACUGUGUCACCAUAAAAUUGGCAUCUCUGUGGUGCUGCUCAUAAGAGGCGUGGACCUGUUUUUCCUGUAAAGCUGCUUUGUGACAACCUUUGUUGUAAAAAGCGCUAUAUAAAUAAAAUUGAAUUGAAUUGAA
Messenger RNA from Astyanax mexicanus (Mexican tetra), 4692 nucleotides. It is a transcript of the gene cep41, whose product is annotated as centrosomal protein 41. Gene Ontology annotation, cellular component: ciliary basal body. The transcript is spliced from 11 exons. Gene Ontology annotation, biological process: protein polyglutamylation; cilium assembly. The coding region runs from base 195 to 1298 and encodes 367 amino acids. The record is from RefSeq and is a predicted model, not a curated record. NCBI's taxonomy places the organism in Eukaryota, Metazoa, Chordata, Actinopteri, Characiformes, Acestrorhamphidae.